Frieseomelitta varia is the source of this 2876-nucleotide messenger RNA. RefSeq names its product ATP-binding cassette sub-family F member 2. The record is from RefSeq and is a predicted model, not a curated record. Bases 130 to 2031 code for a protein of 633 amino acids. NCBI's taxonomy places the organism in Eukaryota, Metazoa, Arthropoda, Insecta, Hymenoptera, Apidae. The transcript has 9 exons. Gene Ontology annotation, molecular function: ATP binding; ATP hydrolysis activity.
UAACCUAACACUGCCAUCUGCUGAACAAUCCGACGAAUGAUGUCGCUUUGACGGCUUUGCCUUUAUCCAUGCACGUGUGUUUGCGUAUUGCACGGAUCGUUCGAUUUUUGGCGCACAACCAGACAAAUCAUGCCGUCCGACGCGAAAAAGAAACAGCAGCAGAAAAAAAAGGAAGCAGCCAAGGCCCGUCAAUCGGGGAAAAAACCACUCCAGGGUAAUCAGAACAAGACUGCGGAGGAUGGCAAGGAAUCAAGUCCUGGAGCGGGUGUCAUUCAAAACGGAACCAAUGGGACGCCUAUCAGUACCGAAGAGGCACUAUGUAUAAAACUGGAGGCAGAUGCCAAGCUAAAUGCAGAGGCACGCUCGUGCACAGGAUCAUUGGCUUCCCACCCACGAAGUCGCGACAUAAAGAUAUCUAAUUUUUCUAUUACUUUCCAUGGCUGUGAAUUGCUGCAGGAUACAAUGUUGGAAUUGAACUGCGGCAGACGUUAUGGCUUGCUUGGGCUUAAUGGCUCUGGGAAAUCUACUUUAUUAGCUGUACUUGGAAACCGAGAAGUUCCUAUUCCCGAUCAGAUCGAUAUCUUCCAUUUGACCAGGGAAAUGCCUGCUAGCAAUAAAACAGCUUUAGAAUGUGUGAUGGAGGUAGAUGAAGAGCGUAUACGAUUAGAGAAACUGGCAGAGGAGCUAGUCGAAUGUGAGGAAGAAGAUGCUCAAGAACAACUCAUGGAUGUCUAUGAAAGGUUAGAGGAUAUGUCCGCCGAUACGGCAGAAGCUCGUGCUGCUCACAUUUUACAUGGUUUGGGUUUCACUGCAAAAAUGCAAAAUACACCUACCAAAGAUUUUUCAGGGGGUUGGCGUAUGCGAAUUGCUCUUGCAAGAGCUUUAUAUGUGAAACCUCAUCUGUUAUUACUGGAUGAACCUACUAAUCAUUUAGAUCUCGAUGCCUGUGUAUGGUUAGAAGAAGAAUUGAAAACAUACAAAAGAAUUCUAGUUAUCAUUUCUCACUCGCAAGAUUUCCUCAAUGGUAUCUGUACAAAUAUCAUACAUGUCAAUAAAAAGCAAUUGAAAUAUUACAGUGGUAAUUAUGAAGCUUUUGUGAAGACAAGGAUGGAAUUAUUGGAAAAUCAAGUGAAGCAGUAUAACUGGGAACAGGAUCAAAUUGCACACAUGAAGAAUUAUAUAGCUCGAUUUGGACACGGCUCUGCAAAACUUGCAAGACAGGCACAAUCUAAGGAAAAAACACUGGCGAAAAUGGUAGCACAAGGCCUCACGGAAAAAGUAGUCAAUGACAAAGUACUGAACUUUUAUUUUCCUUCUUGCGGAACUAUUCCACCCCCUGUUAUUAUGGUUCAGAACGUUAGUUUUCGUUACAACGAAGAUUCACCUUGGAUUUAUAAAAACUUAGAAUUUGGUAUAGAUUUAGACACCAGAAUUGCAUUAGUUGGUCCAAAUGGAGCUGGAAAAAGUACUCUUUUAAAAUUACUGUAUGGCGAUCUAGUUCCAACCAGUGGUAUGAUACGUAAGAACAGUCAUCUUAGAAUUGGGAGAUAUCACCAACAUUUACACGAAUUAUUGGAUUUAGAUGUGUCGCCUUUGGAUUAUAUGAUGAAAGCCUUUCCAGAUGUUAAAGAAAGAGAAGAAAUGAGGAAAAUCAUUGGUCGUUACGGAUUAACUGGUCGUCAACAGGUAUGCCCAAUAAGACAAUUGUCCGAUGGUCAACGUUGUAGAGUAGUCUUUGCAUGGUUAGCUUGGCAAGUGCCUCAUCUAUUACUGCUUGAUGAACCGACCAAUCACUUAGAUAUGGAAACAAUUGACGCAUUGGCUGAUGCAAUUAAUGAUUUUGAUGGUGGAAUGGUGCUCGUGUCUCACGAUUUCAGACUGAUUAAUCAGGUUGCUGAAGAAAUUUGGGUUUGUGAAAAUGGUACAGUCACAAAAUGGAGUGGAAAUAUAUUGGACUACAAGGAACAUCUGAAGACCAAAGUGCUUAGUGACAACCAAAAGAGACAAAAGGAAAUGCACAGAAACAAAUAAUUCAAAUGACCUGCUCUGCCCAAUUUUUCUUUUCAAGUAUACUUUUUCUCUCUUUCUUAAACCUUUCGGUUUCUCGGACAUUUCUUCAUGUCUGUUGCUGACUUUGCGCUGCUAUGUAGCGUUUAUCAAUAAUUGAAGAUAUUUUUAGUUAAUUUAUUUAAACAAUAAACAGCGAACUACUUUGUGACAGCUACCGAGAUCUGUUCACGAUAGAAUUUAUCAUACUACUAACUUAGAGAUCCGAUGUUAUUAAUGUACUACGAAAAAUUAUAAAUUGGAUAUACGUAUAUACAGGUAUAUAUGUAUACAUAUAUACGUACACACAUAUAUAUACAUAUAUAUAUAUGUAUAGAUUAUUACAGAAACUACAGAAGAAAUAAAACACGUUUAAGUAUUACAAACACGCAACAAAUACUCGAAUUCUUCUCUUACGAUUUAACUUUAUUAUAAAGUCAUAUUUAACUAUAAAUUAAUUUGAUUCUUGAUAGAUAUAAAAAAAUAUAUGGAUGUGUACAAACAAACAAUUAUAAAUACUUAGUAUAAUCGAUAAAACGACACGAUUUCUUUCGAGAUAGAAUUUUUCAUCUUUCAUAUACAUAAGUUAUUAACAUCAUGGAAGACUAAAAUCUCACGGAUAUCCAUAUCACAAGAAGUAUAUCUCUGGUGUUCUUUGAUUGUGAAAGAUGUUUAAAUCUAUAUACAUAUAUAUCUUACGAUAUUUUUUAAUACGUCACGAAAGUAAUGUAUGCAUUUUUGUAACACUAUGAUUACAUGAAAUGUAAUACACUGAACAUUGUCAGUAGAAAACUCGAAAUUGCACUACUGGGUUUUGGACCUUGACAUAA